Molecule: messenger RNA, 4467 nt
Organism: Paracoccidioides brasiliensis Pb18
Exons: 5
Coding region: 1-4467 (1488 amino acids)
Biological process (GO): transmembrane transport
Cellular component (GO): membrane
Molecular function (GO): ATP hydrolysis activity; ABC-type transporter activity; ATP binding
Source: RefSeq, a predicted model, not a curated record
AUGGCGGGCGAUUCGCCGCAUUCUUCAGGUCACGAAGAUCCAGAAUACCUUCCGGAUGAGAAGGAUCAUGAUUACAAUGACGAUGAAGAUGAAUCACGCCAUGGUGAUUCUUCUUCGAACGAGGACACCAGGUUUAAUCUCAUUCGAUCAUUAACCAGAGACCCGAAUACAGAGCUCUCGAGAAUAGCCUCCGUCUUCUCCCAUGCCGACGAGCAUUCCACUGCUACUGACUCCCUAGCACGGAUAGACACCCUUGCUGGCCUCCAACUCGGAGAUGCCGUGCUGAAUCCAUCCAGCCCGCAGUUCGACUUCUACAAAUGGGCCCGCAUGCUGAUGAAGCUGAUGGAGGAGGAUGGCCUCAAGAGACGACGGACCGGCAUCACCUUCAGGAACCUGAGUGUCUAUGGUUCCGGGCCCGCGCUGCAGUUGCAAAGCACCGUCUCCACACCGAUCAUGGCGCUCUUCCGGUUCCAAGAGACUUUUGGGGUGGGGCGGAGGACACAGAAGCGCAUCUUAAAUAACUUCAAUGGAGCGCUGAGGGAGGGGGAGAUGCUUGUCGUGCUUGGGAGGCCCGGGAGCGGAUGCAGUACCUUUCUCAAGACCAUCUGCGGAGAAACACAUGGGCUUGAGCUGGAGAGGGAGGCCUCGGUUCAAUACAACGGUAUUCCCCAGACGACGUUCAAGAAGGAAUUUCGCGGCGAAGCUGUGUACAGUGCCGAGGAUGAGAAGCAUUUCCCCCAUCUUACCGUUGGUCAGACAUUGGAGUUUGCUGCCGCUUGUCGGACUCCCUCGGCAAGAGUGAUGGGCAUGGCGAGGAAGGAGUUCUCUCACCAUAUUGCAAGGGUGGUCAUGGCCAUUUUCGGCUUGAGCCAUACCGCCAACACCAAAGUCGGUGACGACUACGUCCGAGGCGUCAGUGGCGGCGAACGCAAACGUGUCAGCAUUGCGGAGCUCGGGCUCUCUGGCGCCCCGGUAAUCUGCUGGGACAAUUCAACCCGGGGGCUCGACUCAGCGACAGCUCUUGAGUUUACCAGGGCCCUGCGAGUCGCCUCCGAUGUCAUGGGAGCCACACAGGCCGUGGCCAUCUACCAGGCCAGCCAGGCAAUCUACGACCUGUUUGACAAAGCUGUUGUUCUCUACGACGGGCGCCAGAUCUACUACGGCCCUGCUAACUCCGCCAAGAAGUAUUUCGAAGACAUGGGCUGGUAUUGCCCGCCCCGCCAGACAACUGGCGAUUUCCUCACCUCCAUUACCAACCCGAUGGAGCGGAGAGUCAGGGAAGGGUUUGAAUCCAAAGUUCCCCGAACCGCUCAUGAGUUUGAGACGUAUUGGCGCAACUCGCUGCAAUUCAAGGACGUGCUGGCUGAAAUUGAACAGUGCGAGCACGAACAUCCCGUUGGCGGGCCGGCGCUGGGAGAAUUGCGCGAGGCCCACAACCAGGCGCAGGCAAAGCACGUUCGCCCGAAAUCACCGUACACCAUAACCAUACCUAUGCAGGUGAAGCUGUGUACCACCCGUGCCUACCAGCGCCUGUGGAAUGAUAAAGCAUCGACGAUUUCCAGGGUGAUGGCGCAGCUGAUCAUGUCUUUGAUUAUCGGCUCGCUCUACUUUAACACGCCCCAAGUUACCAGCAGUUUUUUCUCGAAGGGUUCGGUUUUGUUCUUUGCUAUUCUGCUCAAUGCAUUGCUUUCUAUUUCGGAAAUUAAUACCAAAGACUCCCAACGCCCGAUCGUCUCCAAACACGUAUCGUACGCCUUAUACUAUUCCUGUGUCGAAGCUUUUGCAGGGAUCGUCUCCGAUAUCCCCAUAAAGUUGAUAACCAGCACCGUCUUCAACAUAAUCAUCUACUUCCUCGGAGACUUGCGACGGCAGGCGGAUCAUUUCUUCAUUUUCUUCCUUUUCACUUUCAUCACCAUGUUAACUAUGUCUGCAAUAUUCCGGACGCUUGCCGCUGCGACGAAGACAAUUUCCCAGGCUCUCGCAUUCGCGGGAGUCAUGGUUUUGGCUAUUGUCAUAUAUACGGGUUUUCACAAUUCAGCGGUCAUAUAUAUUGUUCCGCCAUAUGGAGAAGGAAUGAACUUCCAGUGCCCAAUCGCCGGGGCGGUGCCAGGCGAGAGAUCGGUGUCCGGCGACGCUUGGGUAGAAUCGCAAUAUGGCUACAAGUACUCCCAUAUCUGGCGGAAUCUCGGCUUCAUCUUCGCAUUCCAGGUCUUUUUCUACGUGCUGUAUCUUACCGCGACGCAGCUGAACACCGCCUCAGCCUCGACCGCAGAAUUUCUUGUUUUCCGUCGCGGUAAUGUUCCGAAAUAUAUGCUGAAACAAAACGAUGAAGAGAAUGACAAAGCAGCUCCUCCUGCUGCAGCUGCAGCUGCUGGGGCUAAUUCCAAGAACGAAGAAGAUAAAACCAACGUCCUUCCCCCCCAGACUGACGUUUUCACAUGGAGGAAUGUAACUUAUGACAUCACGAUUAAGGGAGAGGAUAGAAGGAUCCUUGACCACGUUUCUGGUUGGGUUCGACCCGGUACACUUACAGCACUGAUGGGCGUCUCUGGAGCUGGCAAAACUACCCUGCUCGACGUGCUUGCGCAACGCAUUUCUUUCGGAGUUGUCACGGGGGAUAUGUUUGUCAAUGGAAAGCCCCUGGACCUAUCCUUCCAGCGCAAAACUGGCUACUGUCAACAGCAAGAUCUACAUCUCGAAACAAGCACGGUCCGCGAGGCACUGCGCUUUUCAGCAAUGUUAAGACAGCCACAGAGCGUUUCCAAGCAGGAAAAAUACGAGUUUGUUGAAGACGUGAUUAAGAUGUUGAACAUGGAGGAUUUUGCGGAAGCGGUUGUUGGUAGCCCUGGUGAAGGACUCAAUGUUGAGCAGCGGAAACUCCUCACUAUCGGGGUUGAACUGGCUGCAAAACCGCAACUACUGCUCUUCCUUGACGAACCGACUUCUGGCCUUGACUCACAAAGUGCUUGGGCGAUUGUUACUUUUCUCCGGAAGCUUGCUGACCAUGGCCAAGCUGUGCUCUCCACGAUCCACCAGCCGUCCGCGGUGUUGUUUCAAGAGUUCGAUAGACUGCUGUUGCUGGCAAAAGGUGGAAAGACGGUCUAUUUUGGCGAAAUCGGGAAGAACUCUGAGACCAUGCUCAAUUACUUCGCGGCCCAUGGUGCUGAGCGCUGCCGUCCCGACGAGAAUCCAGCAGAAUACAUGCUGAACGUUGUGGGGGCAGGUCCUAGUGGUAAAUCGACGCAGGAUUGGGCGGCGGUGUGGAAUAACAGUCAAGAAGCGAAGCAGGUCCAGGACGAAUUGGAUCGUAUACAUGCGGAGAAGGCAGAGAAACACGAUCCUACGGCUGAUCAACAGGCCGUGACACAGGAGUUUGCGAUGCCCAUGACUUCGCAGAUCUACUACGUUACGUUUCGAGUUUUCCAACAAUACUGGCGAACGCCGACAUACAUCUGGGGAAAGUUCUUGUUGGGCUUCAUGUCUGCCGUCUUCAUAGGAUUCUCAUUCUAUAAACAAAACUCUUCGUCCUCGGGGCUUCAAAAUACGCUCUUCGCGAUAUUCAUGUUGACAACAAUCUUCACGAGUUUGGUCCAGCAGAUUAUGCCCCGAUUCGUCACCCAACGCUCCCUCUUCGAAGUCCGCGAACGUCCAUCACGAACCUACGGCUGGAAAGCCUUCCUCCUCGCAAACAUCAUAGUCGAAAUCCCCUACCAAAUCCUCCUAGGCAUUGUAGUCUGGGCAUCCCUAUACUUCCCGGUCUUCGGCAAGAACCAAACUUCAGAGCAGCAGGGCACAUUCCUCAUCUACUCCGUCCAAUUCAUGAUAUUCGCCUCCACCUUCGCCCACAUGGUAAUCGCCGGCCUUCCCGAUGCAGAAACCGCCGGGCACAUCGCCACAACCCUCUUCAGCUUGUCCCUCACUUUCAACGGCGUCAUGCAGCCUCCCCGCGCUCUCCCCGGCUUCUGGAUCUUCAUGUGGCGCGUCUCGCCGUUGACCUACACCGUGGGUGGCCUGGCCGCCACGGGCCUCCAUAACCGCAUCGUCAACUGCGCCGAGAACGAGUUCGCCAUCUUCAAUCCGCCCAGCGGCGCCACGUGCGGACAGUAUCUGGCGGAGUUCUUCGCUGCGGGUGCCCAGGGCCAACUGGAAGACCCGAACGCAACACAGGGAUGCAGGUAUUGCUCUUUGAGAAAUGCAGACCAGUUCCUUGCCCGCUCGGAGGUAUUCUGGUCACAGCGCUGGCGCAAUUUCGGGCUCGGUUGGGCGUAUAUUGGGUUUAACGUGUUUGCGGCUGUCGCGCUGUACUACAUGCUCCGGGUGCGAACUUCGACGGGCAAGACUCGGAAACGGGCUAGUUUGGUGAAGCAUUAUGUGCGGUGGGUUGGGGGUUGGGUGCGGGCGUUGUUUACGACGAGGAUUGAGAAGACGCCCGAGGAAAAGAUUCAUGUGAAUGAUAGGAUUCUUUGA